This is a messenger RNA of Notodromas monacha, 719 nucleotides long. NCBI's taxonomy places the organism in Eukaryota, Metazoa, Arthropoda, Ostracoda, Podocopida, Cyprididae. The record is from the annotation of a GenBank genome assembly.
UCGAAAUAAAAGGACAACAAAAAGUUGCGCUGAAAAAAUCGGCAGUGAAUAAAGAAGAAAGAAAAAAAAUGGCAGAAAAGUGUUCAUCGCCAUCAGUGCCGUUGUUAUCGGUGAUCGCCACUUGUUUUUGCGUGGUGGUCUUCGCCGCCAGCGGGGUUCUGGGCACGGAUAUCCCGGGCCCGACGCCGACCCCUUGGGGCGACUUUGGCAACUGGGGCAUGUGCGAUCCCGGGUUCGCCGUGGUCGGGUUGCGACUGGCCACAGAAGACCCCCAGGGUGCCGGGGACGACACGGGACUCAAUGAUGUCGAGCUGCUGUGCAGACAGCGUUGGGGCAAGAACACGGAGGUCGUCGAGGUUCCCAGGGCCCACGGGAAAGCCCCGGGUUUUGGUACUUGGAAGGACGCCUUUGGAUGUUCGUCCAAUCGGGACGCCGUUGCCAUCGGAAUCGAGUUGAAAAUUGAAGGGAAGCAAAACGGUGGCGAUGACACAGGAGCAAACAACAUCAACCUUUUCUGCUCCAAUGGCGAAAAGGUCGACGGGAACGGGUCAAAAUGGGGCAAAUGGAGGGAACCCAUGAUGUGCCCAAAUUUCGGACUGGAUGACACGGCCGUGAACACGGUCGACAUCAGGUGUUGCUGAAGACCAUCAGAAUACGAAGUCGUACAUAUUUUGCUGCGGAAACAAUAAUAAAAUUGCUUGCCAAAAACUAAUAAAAAA